GCUCUCCAUCUAUCCGCGCAUCCUGCUCCAGAGUACCACCAGGAUGGUCCGCUGCUGCACCGACAACCUUCACUUCACGUUCACACUCAUUUAACCCUUCACUCGGACCCUCGACGGCCGUCUCGAUACCCCCAUGCUUUGCCCUUCUCUUGAGAUGCGAUACCAUUGUAAAAUUUCCCGGAGAAUAUCUUUAUCUAGCGUCGCUCCUCGCUGAUAGAGAGCAUGCCCGACCCGGGGACGUCAGCGACAGGCGCUGCUGCCGCGGCGGUGGCCGGUGGCGCGGCCGCUGCCGGCGAAGGCACCGAGAGCUCCCGGCACCGACACCGAGCGCAGCAGGGAGACGCGGAGAGGCCGGAGCCGGGCGCUGCCCCUUCACAAACCUCCUCCGGGGUACUGGAUAAGUUGUUUGGAAAGCGGCUGCUGCAGGCUGGAAGACACAUCAUGUCUCAUAAGUCUUGGAUGAAAACGGUGCCCACGGAGAACUGUGAUGUCCUCAUGACAUUUGCAGACACUACAGAUGACCACACGUUGCUAUGGCUACUGAACCACAUCCGGCUGGGAAUCCCAGAGCUCAUCAUCCAAAUACGUCAUCACAAGCACACACGAGUCUACGCAUUCUUUGUCACUGCUACAUAUGAAAAUUUGUUGCGAGGUGCUGAGGAGAUAGGACUGAGGAAAGCGGUUAAGCCCGAAUUUGGCGGAGGAACACGAAACUACUCCUGUGAUGAGGACUACAUCUACGAGAACAUCGACAGCGAACUGUGUUUCUUUACUUCACAGGAGAGGCAGAGCAUCAUUAAAUACUGGCUAGACAAUUUACGUGCCAAACAUGGGGAGGUGCUUCAUAAUAUCAACUUCCUGGAGGGCCAGCCAAUUAUCCCGGAGCUGAGUGCGCGAGGUGUGAUCCAACAGGUAUUUCCUCUCCACGAGCAGAGGAUCCUCGGUCAGCUGAUGAAGUCCUGGGUACAGGCUGUUUGUGAGAAACAGCCUUUAGACGAUAUCUGUGACUACUUUGGGGUGAAGAUUGCCAUGUAUUUUGCCUGGCUGGGAUUUUACACAACUUCCAUGUUAUAUCCUGCUGUGAUUGGCUUCGUACUGUGGAUGCUUACUGAGUCGGAUCAGACGAGUCGUGACAUCUGCUGUGUGGUGUUUGCACUUUUCAACGUGGUGUGGGCCACUCUUUUUUUGGAGCGGUGGAAGAGGAGGGGGGCUGAGCUAGCAUUCAAGUGGGGAACACUGGAUACGCCAGCUGAAUCCCUGGAGGAACCACGGCCUCAGUUCCGGGGAGUGAAGCGCUGCAGUCCCGUAACAGGAUGUGAGGAGAUCUACUAUCCUCCGUGGCGGAGGCGUGCAUUCAGAUGGCUGGUCAGCCUGCCCAUCUGUAUUCUCUGUCUUUGCUUUGUCUUCCUGGUCAUGCUCAUCUGCUUUGAGCUGCAGGAGUUUGUGAUGGGGAUCAAGGAAAUGCCUCGGCUAGCUCGCUUCAUUCCCAAAAUCAUGCUGGCUAUCACUGUGACCGCAUGUGAUGAGGUGUACAGGAAAAUCGCUUGCUGGCUCAAUGACAUGGAAAACUAUAGACUCCAGAGUGCCUAUGAGAAAAAUCUCAUCAUCAAAAUGGUUCUUUUUCAGUUUGUAAAUUCUUAUCUCAGCCUUUUUUACAUUGGAUUCUACCUCAAAGACAUGGAGCGCCUGAAAGAGAUGCUGCUGGUGUUGUCCUUGUUAAGGAGUCUGCAGCGGCAGGUCCGGGUCAAUCUGCUUCCUUGCCUAUUCUUCAAGAUCCAGAUGCUUGUGGUCUCUGUUCCCUGGUUCUUCAGGGCUUUACUCAAGUCCAAAAUGCUGGCCACUCUGCUCAUCAUACGCCAGUUCCUUCAAAAUGUGAAGGAGGUGCUGCAGCCUUAUCUAUAUGAGCGCCACAAGCUGGGCGAGCUCACACUGCGAGCUGUGUGGGACCUGCUGCUUUCAGUGCUGCUGAAAUACGCACGACUAGCAGCUGGAAAAGCCCAGGUCUCUCCCACCGACCAGGCCAUGCCAGGACCUGGACUGAGGGGCACCAGGCCCGGGUUGGGGCAGCCAGAUAGAAGGGAAAAGAAGUGUUUGAACGGGGGAUGCGGGGUGCCUGAUGAGGAGGAUGGAGGUGAGAGGGACGAGGCUGACAGCGGGAGGUUCAGUGAAGGAGAGACGGAGGAGGAAAGUCUGAUCGACUGUGGUUUGAAGCUGAGGAAAGUCAGCUUCAUAGAGAAGGUGGACAGAAGGCCAGUCUGCAGUGGGCCCCCCAUGGACACCAGUUUCCUGGAGGAGGGGAGCCCCACGAUGGUAGAAAAAGGAAUGGACCCUGCCUCUGUAUUUGAAAUGUGUGACGACGACGAUGAUAAUGGCAUCCAUGAUGUGAAGGAGCCAGGUGGGGGAGCAACAGGCAUGACUGAGGGAAUUAAUGCUGGGGCUUCUGCCGGCGCUGCCCCGCUGCCUUCUGGGUCCGAGAGCAUUACAUCAGUACAACACAGAAGAAGAGGCAGGAGCAUAGAGAGACCUGAGCCUAAGACAAAAAGGGAAUCAUGGAUAGACCCCCCUGAAGAGAGAAGAGAGAGCAACAUACUCACUCAGGCUGAGAUGGAGAGCUGCAUGCAGACUUAUUCUGACACCUUCCAGGACUACCAAGAGAUGUUUGUCCAGUUUGGCUAUGUGGUGCUCUUCUCCUCAGCCUUCCCUCUGGCUGCCAUGUGCGCGCUCAUCAACAACAUCAUUGAGAUCCGCAGCGAUGCCUUUAAGCUCUGCACCGGUCUGCAGAGGCCCUUUGGAAUUAGAGUGGAGAGCAUCGGCCAGUGGCAGACUGCAAUGGAAGCCAUGGGUCUGAUUGCCAUCAUAGUGAAUUGUUACCUGAUUGGUCAAUGUGGUCAGCUACAGCGUCUCUUCCCAUGGCUCAGCCCUGAGAUGGCCAUCAUCUCCAUCGUCAUCCUUGAGCAUUUUGCCAUCCUCCUGAAGUACGUCAUCCAUGUGGCUAUCCCUGACAUUCCUACAUGGGUCCGAGAGGAGAUGGCUAAACUGGAUUAUCAGCGCAGGGAGGCUUUUAAGAAGCACGAGCGGCAGGCGCAGCAGCAUUACCAGCAGCUGCAGAGGAGGAAGAGGGAGGAGGAGGAGAGGCAGAGGCAGGCAGAGCAUAUGGCCCGCAGGGAAAGGGAGCGGGACGAAAGCAAGGGCGACUCCUCUGGGGAUCAUCACCACGACAAAAGUCACAGCAGCAAAUCGCGGCCUGGGGCCGGAGGAGGAGGGGGCAGCGGGUCAGACAAACCCAAGAGGCCCAGCUCUCUGUUGGCCAACAAUAACGUGAUGAAGCUGAAGCAGAUCAUCCCGCUGCAGAGCAAGUUCUCCUCGAGUGGCGCUCGCUCCCCUCAGUCCCCCACCGGAAAUGAGCCGAAGCUGCCCGGGUUCCUGAGCUUUAAAUUCCUCAAGUCACCUGAGAAUAAGAAAGAAGGUGCUGCAGCUUCUGCGGCCACCACCACAGCUGCUAACACCACAGCUACAGCAUCAUCAUCAUCUUCAUCAUCAGGUAGCAGCUCUCAGGAGCGUUCUCAGUCACCCAGCAAAGCCUUCAACCCUGGGAAACUGUUUAACUUUGGGAAGUCUGAGGGGGGAGCGUAUGUGAACGGGGCCGCGCUGCACAGACCUGGGGAAGGAUCAUCAUCACAGACGGCAGACAGACAACCAUCCAGGUCUGACUUGAAUGGUGUUCCAGACGAGAUCCCCUCGUCUGGAGGGGAAGGUUCAGAGAACGGACAUGCAACAGACUUGGACCCGGCUGGCUCUAAAGUCUAGUAGCUUCAUAAACACACAAACUUGUCAUUUGUUACAUCUCAACUGAAUAAGUGAUGUGAUUACUGUGAGGAGAGGCCUGGCCUUCCUUCUGUUCUUCCUAUGUGUAGAAGUACUUGAAGCAGAAAGAGGAGAUGAGAUGGAUGAGAGGUGACUAUUGUUUUGAAUUGCUCUAUGGCUGAGAGGCAAAAAAACAGGCUUUACAAGAAAGAUGUAAGCCCUCUUGUCAUGAGCAAAUAAACACACACACACACACACACACACACAUACACACACACACACACAAACACACAAACACACAAACAAAUACUUCCUUGUCUGCAAUACACAAAGAAAUGCAUGAGCUGCGUUUCUAAUAUUUUGAAGCCUUUAAAGUGGAGAGCUGUGCAUCUGGAUUUCUUCUGGUCAUAAAUUGUAAGCAUCUCAAUGCUUACAACUAGGACAUAACAAUAACAACACCGUCUGUUGUGGAGACAAAAGGAUUAAAAAAAUGUACACAGUGGUAUGAAAUGAUCACAAAUUGUACAUCAAAUAACUUCUGGGAUUGUUUUUAGCCAUCACAACUCAAGUGAUUAUUAGAUAUUGUCUCAUUUUUAACUUUGAGGAAUUCUUGGGCCCUUCACUUUUAUAUUGAAGUGGAAAAAAAUGGAAUAGCAAUAUCAGUCAGUGUUUUUAUUCUUUCAAUCAUCACAAACCCUCCCGUAAUAAGCAUCCCUGAUGUAUCCCCAGCUUUAUUUUCAAAGCUGAGGUGAUGUCUGAGCUUUGAACACUUCUUCCCAUCCUGUGACGGUGUCAGAUUAGUCCGAAAAGGAAGGAAAGAGUUUAGUAAAUCGAGCUGUAACGUACCAGUAUUUUUCGCAAAAGAACAAGUGGAAGAGAGACAAAAAAAAAGCAGAAAUAGACAAAGGUGAUUUUGAGAAAACGGAGCAUGGAAUGUGCGUGCUGUUCUCCAUCCAAGCCCGUAGAGCGCCUGAUAAACACAGAUGGGGCUCCAUUCCACACACUCUAACCAGACUUGGCAAACUUGCGUAGAGUUGAAGAAGUAACAUUUGCACUAAACCCUUAGGCCCUGCAUAGAACCCUAUCUCGCUCUGCAGGAGAGAGAAUCAACACCAGCCUGCCUCAUAACAUUAUGCAAAAGCUGGAUUGUUUUGAUUUACACCUUUCACACAGUACAUACUAUCUACUCACCUGCCUCUACUCUCAGCAACUAUGGGGCAACUAAUAGUUUCUCUCAUUUAUGUUGAGCUCCAUAUCUUUUUAUACACACCAAUUUCAGCAGUUUUUAUUGCAGUGCAAAUGGGAAUUUACUUUUUUAACCAAAGCGGUAUUUUUCAGAUAAUACUGUUAAUCCAAGAUGUAUGUGUACUGUAUGUUCUAGGGUGUUGUAUACAUUAUGCUAAUCCAUUAGGUAAGCACACCAUCUACCAGAAACAGGUAUUUCACUUCUGUAGGGUCUCCAGAAGGUGGCGCCAGAGUUUAUUUGCACAGCAAAAUAUGUUGUUGACCCAUAACACCAGUCUUCAGUGUACAGCGGGGACAAAAAAAUUAGAGUGUCAGGCUGCAGACUCUUCAAAAAUAAAUGAUUAAUGGUGACAUUAGAUAAGGUACACACAGGAACACAAAGUUUCAGAGGCCAUCACACUGUAGGUUGAGAGAGAGAAACAUUAACUAUGCAUUUUCACACCACCACCUCUGGCGUGCAUUUUGGCAAUAACACUGAGUUGUAGGAGAUGUAUUACUAUAAGUCUAAACUAACUCCCCCCCUACAACACACAUCCUACUGCAUUGUUUUUAUUAUUAUUAGCUGGACUCUAUGCAUCUUUUCUUUGUGUCCCUUCAAUUUCCAGUGUCAGCUCUCUCCUGUCUCAUAUUUAACAUGAGGAAUCGGGCUUUACUUGCUAUUAAAAUAAUAACAAUAAUCUCAUCCAUCUACAGCUUUGUGUUCACAGAAUCUGUCUAGUCUAGGAGUAAUGAUGACAUUGAGCUUCAAACUGUUUUUUUUUAAAUAUUGUGUUGCUGCUUUAAUGUGUCUGUAACAACUUCAUAAUAAGUAUGAUCCACCUUUCAAUCUCAUGCCUAAGGAAAACAAAAAUGUACUUCACAGACAGGCAAAAAGAUCCUACUGACAUUAAAUGCUGCAGAUCAAUAUGUGUGGUCACAGUCUCAUUUUACUGUGAAUCUACAGUUAUUUUGUAUAUUUGGGAGUUAUUGGUCAUUAUAAAUGUAACAUGAGAAGUGUAACGCAGAGAGAAAUUUAAUAUCUUUCAUGUAUUUGUGCAUCACAUGCUGGUCAUUGUUAAAGGGGCAUUUGAUAGAUAACAGGAUGGUAGGCAUAGCUGAGCAUAGUCUCACAAAAAUCUUUAUUCUUGCAGAAUUUUUUCAUUCAGCAUUUCAGGAAUGAGUGACACCAUGAUUCAAUAGAGUCCAUAUAUUAUCAUUUGUGUUUGUGUAGAAAAUGAGAAGCCAGUUUCAAGAGCAGAGGUGACUAAAUUGAGAAGGGGAACAGUUAAGUCAUGGAAGACAGAUUAAUUUGACAGAAAUUGAUAGCAUUUAACAACCUAUCACUUUUUUCAUCAUUGCACUCUUAGGAGCAGCAAUAACGUCUGCAUAUUGCUAAUGUGGAGGCAUUUAAAGCAUUGGUAGAAGUAAAUGAAUAGACCUUGGGCAUCAUUGACAGCUUCAUCAAGAGGCAUCGGCCAUGCCAGUGACAGCACCGGGCCAAGCACAGGCGUCCCUCACGUCAGGACAGCAGCUCAGACAACCGAGACUCAACUGUCAGUAAUUCACCAUUAAAGCAGCGGCAGUUCUUUACAGGAUUUGGGCUUAUCUAGGCAGUCUGAUGUGAAAUUAGUUGGCAGGGACUGAAUUUAGUAAAUGUACUGUCUUCUUCUGGAGAACGUGUGAACAGGUGAGGGUUUCACCACAGCUACAUUAAAUACCUGACCCUAACCUCAAUAAUUUAAGUUAAGACCUACAUGGAAGUCUCACUUGCUGAACAUCAUAUGCUCUUCCAACGUACCACUGUACAAA
Etheostoma cragini (Arkansas darter) is the source of this 6837-nucleotide messenger RNA. It is a transcript of the gene ano8b, whose product is annotated as anoctamin 8b. The record is from RefSeq and is a predicted model, not a curated record. Gene Ontology annotation, cellular component: plasma membrane. The transcript has 20 exons. The coding region runs from base 223 to 3807 and encodes 1194 amino acids. Lineage: Eukaryota; Metazoa; Chordata; Actinopteri; Perciformes; Percidae. Gene Ontology annotation, molecular function: chloride channel activity. Gene Ontology annotation, biological process: chloride transmembrane transport.